Messenger RNA from Hippocampus comes (tiger tail seahorse), 6935 nucleotides. RefSeq names its product F-box protein 30a (gene fbxo30a). The record is from RefSeq and is a predicted model, not a curated record. The coding region runs from base 263 to 2374 and encodes 703 amino acids. Gene Ontology annotation, molecular function: protein binding; ubiquitin protein ligase activity; zinc ion binding. The transcript is spliced from 4 exons. NCBI's taxonomy places the organism in Eukaryota, Metazoa, Chordata, Actinopteri, Syngnathiformes, Syngnathidae.
CAUCGCGUGGCGCCCCAAAGAAGUAGUGCUACUCCAUGGCCAUCCCGGCCAAGAAGAAGUCGAAGUGACCGUGCGGCAACAUUUAGCCCGCUGACACGAUAGUUAUAGGGGGCUUUAAAUGCACUCCCCGGAAAUGUACGCCUAACUGUCGGCGCGGUAUUAUUCACGCCUACGGAGCUGACAUAAAUCUACCAAAAAGUUGUGACCAUACCCGAGGACGCGCCGAAAUUCCGGGGUUGUUCCCCAUCUCCAUUCAGAGAACAUGGAAGGUCUGCACCCACACUGCCUUAAAUGCAUCAACCGGCGGUGCAUGGUGCGGCCGGAGGCGGGCCUAUCAUGUGACCUCAUCGGCUGCCCACUAGUGUGUGGCGCCGUCUUCCACGCGUGCAAGCUGCCCGAGCACCGUCUGCUGUGUCCGUACGAACGACUACCGUGCCUUAACAGCGGUUUUGGCUGCCCUUUCGCCGUGGCCCGGGCCAAGAUGGCGCAGCACCUGGAGAUCUGCCCCGCCAGCAUCGUGUGCUGCACUAUGGAGUGGAACCGCUGGCCUGUCAGCUACGCGGACCGCAAGUCCUACGAGAACCUGAGUCGGGACUUUGACGAGGUGGAGCAACUGGACAUGGCGCUGGCUCUGCAGGAUCAGCGCAUGCUCCUGGAAUCCCUCAAAGUCACCACCACCGUAUCCAAAGACGGCAAGGCGGACAACGACAAAAUGGCCAUGGCUCCCGAUGGCGAAGCCGCCAACGAGGCGGUGGAGAUGGAGGAGGAGCCGUACAGCGACUUGUACCGAGCCUCGGUGGAGACAAGCCGGAGCUUGGUGGCAGCCUUGGACAUCCUCACGCAAUCCAAGGGCGUCGUCGGUCUGAACGGGGAAAGCGGCGGCGCGGGGAGGAAUGUGGACAUGGGCGAAAGCGACUCGGACUCCGAGUGCGAGCUGGGGGCGGUGGGCGGCGUGCACGAAGAUGACGGCGCUCUCGCUUGGCCGGAGGAGGAUGAAGAUUUUGUGGAAUUGUUUUUCGAGGACAAGGAAGACGCCAUCGAAGACCCGGCGGAGGAGGAGUCCCUGGAGCCCGUGUGGCCGCAGGCGCCUCGGGACUUUGUGCCGGCCAUCUUGCCGGACCCCCAGGCGGAACCACUGGCCGCGCCCAUCCCCUUCCUCUUGUCAGACCAAGUAAGGAACAACUUUUUGCACCAGCUACCCACCGAGCUCAGGUACCGCUGCCUGGAGCGCAAACUCCAGAACGUGGAGGUUCUGCGCGGCAUCAGCAUGUUUACUUUCAACGGCCGCCGUGCACUGCUCUCGGACCCGUACCUCUUCCGCGCCAAGAUGGAAGACAAGGCGGUGGACACGUCGGACCUGGAGGUGGCCGACGACCCGAUGGGCCUGCACGGGAUCGACCUGAUCACGGCCGCCUUGCUCUUCUGUCUGGGCGACUCGCCGGGUGGGCGCGGCAUCUCCGACAGCCGCUUCGUGGACGGCUACCACAUCGACUUCGGCACGCAGACCUUCUCCUUCCCCUCCGCCAUCCUGGCCACCAACACCAUGGUGGGCGACAUUGCGUCGGCGUCAGCGUGCGACCACGCCAGCCCGCAGCUGUCCAACCCCAGCCCAUUCCACACGCUGCGCCUGGACCUGGUGCUGGAGUGCGUGGCGCGCUACCAAACCAAGCAGCGCUCCAUGUUCACCUUCGUGUGCGGCCAGCUGUUUCGCCGCGACGAGUUCUCCUCGCACUUCAAGAACGUGCACGGCGACAUCCACGCCGGGCUCAACGGCUGGAUGGAACAACGUUGCCCCCUGGCGUACUACGGUUGCACCUACUCACAGAGGCGCUUCUGCCCGUCGGUGCAGGGGUUCCGCAUCAUCCAUGACCGGCACCUGGGCUCCUUCGGCGUGCAGCCGGGCCUCCCCGCCAAAAGCGCAGACAAGCUCCAGAGGAGCGCCCGCCCGCACCUGGGCUCCAAGUGCGACCAGCUUAGCGGUCUUCCCUUCGAGGUGCUGCAGCACGUGGCCAGCUUCCUGGACAGUUUCAGCUUGUGCCAGCUGUCGCGGACGUCACGCACCAUGAGGGACGUGUGCGCCAGCCUCCUGCAGAUGCGCGGCAUGGUCGUCCUGCUGUGGGAGAAGAAGCGGCGGGAGGACGGCUCGCUGUCGUGGCAGAUCACGGACAAGGUGUGGCGCUUCAGCACGGCCUUUGGCACGGUGAACGAGUGGAAGUUCGCCAACAUCACCAGCAUGGCGGACCACCUGAAGAAGUGCAAGUUCAACACGGUGGCGCGACGCGAGGAGGCCAUCCCGCUGCCUUGCAUGUGCUUCACCCGCGAGUUGACCAAGGAGGGCCGCUGUUUACGCUCUGUGCUCAAGCCCGUGGCCUAAACUAAGUUCUCUUCUGCAGUUGGAAAGCCGUUUGACUCAUUAUUCAAUAUCCUUGAUUUCCUAUCUUAACUCAUUCACUGCCAUUGCCGUCUAUAUGCCGACGAUAGUUCGAAUCUGAACGUUCACUGCUAUUGACGUCGACGGAUGUCAGCAAUGUAGCACUUUAUAUUUUUAAUGAGUCCAGUUCUUGAGGGAUUUUGUUGGAGAUAAUGGACGCAGUUUGCAAGUCGGACAAGUUUAAGUCUUUUACACACAUACAGAGCACAUAUACGACGAGUGUGAGCAGAGUACGUGCCGCAGAAGUGUGUGAUUCGUGAUCGCGACAAAAUACGACAGAGGUCUUGGAGUUAAUGAUGAGGAUGACUCUUAAAAAAAAAACAAAAAAAAACACUAUAAACAAUACGAGCCCAUGGCUGCCAGUACACGUCUAUUGGUAAAUAAAAUGUUAUUUUUUUAUCACAAAAGCCAUUGGCAAAUGUUGUUCUAGGUGUUUUAUUGAAGGAAACCACUGUUCAGGUAUUAGAGGUGCCACUAAAGCAAAAAAGAAUAUUGCAGUCAGUCACUUUUCGCCCUGAUAUGUUUCUUUAGACCAAAAAAAAAAAAUCAAGUUUUCUCUGCUUUUGGGGACAAACUGCUGUUUUGGGCAAAGCCAACCUGUUCUACUGCUGAUUACUAAAGAACGGAAAAAGAUAGAAUCAAGUGUCCCGGCAAAAGAAGAGCGUUCUUACAUUUGGUAGUUUGGGUUUUUUUUUUUUUGCGUCUUGGAACACAAUAUUGUGUGGGUCUUAAAAUCAAUCAAAAUGCUCUGGCAAUGAAUGAGUUACGGUUCAUGUAUUAAUACACUCGUUGUCCUCACUCGUAAGAACAUUUGAAUCAGCAUACCAGUGGAACAAAUGUGUGUUAAGAAUACUACUUCCCCAGUAUUGUUUUUCCCACUGGUAAGACCACUAGGUCCAGUGUAAGGCAGUCAUGGGAAAUUUUGCUGCUUACUUGUCGGAGUGCACUUUAUUGUCACAGAUGACAAAUUGAGCAUUUAUUUUGAUUUUCACCUUAAUUAAGGUCUAUGCUGACCAAUGUAGACACACUAGUAGAAUGACUGAGUCUUACUCGUAAUGUUUUACCAACUAAUAGUGCCGCUUUUGGCCUACUAACAUGAGUAAACGUCUGUGUUCCGCUACACUUCUAAUUCUUAACAUUGAGUGCUUUGCGAUUACUAGUAAUGGUGUGCAGAUGUUAAAUAAUGCAGUUUUACCUCACAAAUAACACAAUUAUUAGACUACUGUGCCAAAUUUGUCCUCCGAUUGAGGACAACAAGCAUAUUAAAACAUACCCUUUAAUAAAAGUAUGUGGUGUUAAAAGUGCUAGCAAGAUUUGUUAUGUAGCCUCACUUCACCCCCACCCUCCUCACGUCCCUCUCUAAUGUGCAUAGGCGCAAUUCUUAAACAUUGCCAUUCUUAAAAAAAAAUAGGAAAGAAAAAAGUCUAUAGUGGUGAUAAUUAGCCAAACGCAUAUAUAGUGCUAGCAACACUAAGCUAGCAUUAGCACUGCACACAAACUGACGUUAGCCGUGGCUGCCACAAUAGUAGCAUGGCUUAUUUGAAAUUGGGUGUCUUUAGAACACUAAAAGGUCCGUUUCAAGUUUUAUUUUGCGGAAUGUACAAUAAAUAAAGCAAAAAGACGUAAACGUACCUGUCGAGCGGAAAUAUUGUUAAUGCUGCGUCGUCUGCUACUGUUAGGUUGACACAGAGUUUUAACAAAAUGUUUUAAAUUCGCAAACCCCACUUUACGAUGGAUAUCAAAUAAAUGCUCAAGGGGCUCAUGGAAAGCUGUUCCAGGAUUUAUCCAAUAUCCCUGACAAUUGUUCUACUUGUGCGCUGAAUUAUCUCCUUAGUGGGGACAGAGUGUACUUGUACUGUAAAUGGACUUUAAUCUGAAUUGCAAGGAUGUAGAAUAAAAGCUCAAAUGGCUUUCCAUACUCAAGUGUUUACAGAAAAAAAAAACAUCUUGAACUACUCCUCCUUUCCCUAAAAAACGAGCACAUCCACAACCACGCCACUGUUGUGUCAAUAAUCUCAUGCUCUGAUGUUUAUUUUUAUAGCAAGCAAAAACCAGUACUGUGCUUACGUCGGCGGCGGAGGAUGUAAGUGUCGUAGCUUUAUUUCUAUACAGCAACACCGACCAAACAUCUGUGUUAGCAAAAUAUUUUGACGUGGUCAAAAACACUUUCACAUCUGCGAAGUUACCUCGAAGCUAAUUGCGCUGGCACGCUAAGCUAAGGCGAGGAGCCGGCCACCGUUGGCAGUCUUUAAUCUGAAAUUGUAGCAAGUGAAUGUAAACCAUCAGAGUGUUUUGAAAUGGUGAGCGUCAGGGGAAGAAUAUAAAAGAAGCACCCGCAGGCACGGGACCUUAAAUCAGAAUGAACCCCGCUGGAGUUCUGUAGCACAAUAAACGAGUUAGCAGGAGCACAAUGUUUCACAUUAUGUCUUUGAAGUUGGAAAGAAAGAACAAAAGGUAAAGUGAGAUUGAUGAUAUUUCACCAUCGUAAUUAUGAAAUUAAAAAAAAAAUCGGGUUGGGAGGUGAGAAGAAAUACUUCAAAUAUUUCUGUGAUUAAAACAAAAAUGUCUGGAGAAAUUGUGGGUACAAAAGAAAUAUCAAAUAUUUUACUUUUUUUGCAGGGUUGGUUAACAUUUGGUCUGGGAGAAUUUUAAAAAUCUUUCUCGGCUGAUAUUCUGAAAUAUGUUUCCCUUUAUAUGUAAAUGUUUUUCUUUUGACCCAGUAUUUAAAAAAACCCAAGAGAAUUUUUGGUGGGUGCUUAGAAAGGAAAACACGACGAAGCAAAAACGUCAAAUGUAUUUGUCAGCCCCCACACCCUUUAUCCUCGAAUGAAAUUCUGUAUUUGUAUUUUUUUUUUUUAAACCAAAAUAUCUAUUAAAUAUUGCCACGAUUGUUCUUUAAAUGUUAAAUUGCGGACAAAAACUUUUCUGGCUUUUUUUUUUUCUUUUCUAAAAAUCAUCUCAAAUCUUUUUCUAAUUUCAUCCCAGUUUUCAGAUAUUAGUCCCCUACUAACUCAAUUGAGAAUGAUUGGCUAAGUUAAAAAAAGCUUUAAUCUCACUUUACGUUUUAUAUUAGCUUUAGCGGGUAGCGGGAAUGACUCUAAUGAAAAGAGUGGGAGAAGGCCAUUUUGCAUAUUUGCUCUUCAAGAGGCCUCAGUAUUAAAUAUAGCGUAGCUGUGUGUUGCAGUGUUGACAUGAACAGAUUUACUGUCUGAUUUUAAGAACUACUUUGAUUGAGGAUUGUGAGUGAGAAAUGAAAAAGAUGUUUUACAUGUCAAAGUAUCACAAAGGAGCGCCUUUUAUGUUUUUUUCUUGUUUUGUUUUUUUAUACUCCUCCUGGUACACUGAAAGCUGCCUCUGUAACAUCCAGAUGAGUAUUUUUAUUUUUGUGAAUUAUAGAUUUGCACUUGAAGCAUGUACUGUAAAAUGUUUAGUUAUUAUGCAUGUGGAUUGUCGAGUUGUUUUGUAGAAUGUCGCUUUCGGGCGGGAAGCCUGUCAUUCCCCCGCAAAAAAAUUCCUUUUCAGGAAAUGGCUAAACUUGGUAUUUUGGCAAUAUCAAUGCAUCACCAAAUCAGGUUUCAUUAUCCAAUUGAUAUUUUAAUUUGCUAUGACACAAAAAAAAUUAGUAUGCUAUCAUUGAUCAAAAUAGUUGAUUUUUUUUUUUUUUUUGUUAAAUCUCAUUUUAUGUACUCUUACGCAUUAGAAAACAUAAAUAAGACUUCUAAUGUGAACGCAGAGAUGUGACAUGCUUGCAUCCAAAGCAUCAAGCAGAGUGACCUACACCAAAAUAACGAUACCACGUUGGCACAGUGUUAGGAAGUAAAUAUCUUCCCCAGUGUAGAGGCUCGUUUUAACAUCUCAUGUCACCAGAGUAGCAAGGCGGGAGGAGGUAGAAAUAUUUUGGGGGUUUGAAGGGGAUGUUAACAGCAACCCGCCAGGCUUGUCGUUCUCUCUCCCCCAUGUUGAUUAUUGCCGUCUCGUCUGUGCUCCUCUGAACGGGUUCUAACUGGGAAGUAUAUUCCUUGUGUGUUUCUUGCCUCGAUCGCCGUAAUUUAAUUCAGACGUCUACUAAAGAUGACAUCACGUCAUUGCCGCGCAUAACAAAUGAAGCGUCUGCAUGGCUGAAUUUUGACCAUCACUACAAAUGUCUACUUCAUGUUUCAAGUGGGAUUACAUUUACUGCCCCCCAAAAAAAAAAUAAAGUGCCCAUAUUUGGGGAGACGGGGUUUCCACCCGACAGCGACAAAUGCAUUAAUAUAGUAUUCAGUUCUCAGGCACAGUGCGAUGUUAAAGCGUGUUUGUGUGUGUGUGUGUGUGCGUGUGUGUACCUCCAUUUUGUUUUUUUAAACGUGUGCACCUCCAUUUUGUUUUUAUUUGUAUUUGUUCUCACUGGUGUUCUCAAAGCCUUUGUUUUCACUCCAGCUGUGAAGUGUACUUUCACCGCAGGUUGCCACCUUUUGAAGCGUUUCAAUACGAACAAUAAAGAGGCUUUGCAAUGCAGUUUUUA